CCCACCACGACUCCUGGGGCCGCCUGCCUGAGCUCUGGUGCUCGGUACCCGGAGGGGAGGCGCUGCUCCCUUCCCGGCCCCUUCACCUGGCCGCUGCUUCUCCGAAACGUUUUCUGUCGAGCGUCUCGGUCGCAGGCGACCUGAAGAGGGGGCUUCCUAUAGGGAAUAGGAAAGGAACUUCGGCUGAAGAAACUAGCGGUAACUUCUCGAGGUUAAAACUGACUGCUGUGGAGAGCACUCCGCCGACUGGAGCCCCAGGGAAGAAGGGGCGACUAAGAGAUAAACCUUGACAAGUUAGUGAAAUGUUAGUCUGAAGAGAAGAAAGUGAAAGCUAUUAUGCAGUGAGCAACAACGAAAACGUCACAGGGAACACCGAAGCCAGAAAAGGGCAAAGGUAGCCCUCAGGUUGGAACAGAUCCAGGUUUUUACGGAUGGAAGUUUUGUGGUAUUUACUAGUUCUUACUCUGUAGUAUAAUAAUAUACUUAAUCUGAUUGCGAACUAGAAACCUUUGUCACUCAGCUGUUUUACACAGACCAGCAGCGUUGUUCCACCAGAGAGCCUGUUUAGAACUGUAUAACCUGAGGCUCCAUCCUACAGAAUCAGACUGCAUUUUAACAAGAUCCUCAGGGGAAUGUAUACACGUAUUAAAGUGUGGGAAGCACUGCUUUGACAACUGGCAGAGAGCAAAUCUAGAUUUGAUUCUUCUUCAUGUCCUGUGUUCAUCUUGUACAGAGGAUUUGUCUACAUUCUUACCAACUGGAGGGAGUGAACUGGCUAGCCCAGUGCUUCCACUGUCAGAAUGGCUGCAUCCUGGGAGAUGAGAUGGGGCUGGGUAAGACCUGCCAGACGAUUGCUUUUCUCAUUUACUUGGCAGGAAGAUUAAAUGAUGAAGGACCAUUUUUGAUUCUCUGUCCCUUGUCUGUUUUGAGCAACUGGAAAGAAGAGAUGGAGAGAUUUGCUCCAGGGCUUUCUUGUGUAACAUAUGCUGGUGACAAGGAGGAGAGAGCCCACCUACAGCAAGACCUAAAACAAGAGUCACAUUUUCAUGUGCUGCUAACUACCUAUGAGAUUUGCUUGAAAGAUGCAGCAUUUUUAAAAUCCUUCCCUUGGAGUGUUCUUAUUGUGGAUGAAGCUCACAGGUUGAAAAACCAAAGCUCCUUGCUGCAUAAGACACUUUCAGAGUUCUCAGUAGCCUUCAGUCUCCUGUUGACUGGAACUCCCAUCCAGAACAGCCUCCAAGAGCUCUACUCCCUCCUCAGUUUUGUGGAGCCUGAUCUCUUUUCCAAGGAGCAGGUAGAAGACUUUGUUCAGCGUUACCAGGAUAUUGAGAAAGAGUCUGAAUCAGCAAGUGAACUACACAAACUCUUGCAGCCAUUUCUGUUGAGGCGAGUGAAAGCUGAGGUAGCCACAGAGCUUCCCAAGAAGACGGAGGUAGUGAUAUACCAUGGCAUGUCAGCACUGCAGAAAAAAUACUACAGGGCCGUCCUGAUGAAAAACCUAGAUGCAUUUGAAAAUGAAGUGGCAAAGAAAGUUAAACUUCAGAACAUCUUGUCUCAGCUUCGAAAGUGUGUGGAUCACCCAUAUUUGUUUGAUGGUGUGGAACCAGAGCCUUUUGAAAUUGGAGACCACCUGAUUGAGGCCAGUGGGAAACUUUACCUACUGGAUAAGCUGCUGGCAUUCCUGUAUUCUAGGGGCCAUCGAGUUUUGCUUUUCUCCCAAAUGACUCAGAUGUUGGACAUUCUCCAGGACUACAUGGACUACAGAGGCUACAGCUAUGAGCGUGUGGAUGGUUCUGUGAGAGGAGAAGAGAGACACUUGGCCAUUAAGCACUUUGGACAGCAGCCCAUUUUUAUUUUUCUCCUGAGUACAAGGGCAGGUGGAGUUGGCAUGAACUUAACAGCAGCAGAUACCGUUAUUUUUGUUGACAGUGAUUUUAAUCCUCAGAAUGACUUGCAAGCAGCUGCCAGGGCUCACCGAAUUGGCCAGAACAAGUCUGUUAAAGUUAUUCGGCUGAUUGGCCGAGACACUGUGGAAGAAAUAGUCUAUAGGAAAGCAGCCUCCAAACUGCAGCUCACCAGCAGGAUCACAGGAGGAGACCGUGUUACUCUGGGAGCUCAGAAACCUGCGGGCGAUGCCGACCUCCAGUUGAGUGAGAUACUCAAAUUUGGUUUGGAUAAACUGCUUUCCUCUGAGGGGAGCACCAUAGAUGAAAUAGACCUGGAGUCUAUCCUGGGAGAAACAAAAGAUGGCCAGUGGAUCUCCAACACCUUGCCUACAGCAGAAGCGGGAAGCAGAGAGCAAGAGGAGGGCAGCAAGUUGGGGGUGAGACCAGAGCAGACGGCACAGCGCUCCGAGCGAGAACAAAAUCAUAUGUACUUAUUUGAAGGUAAAGAUUAUUCUAAGGAGCCUAGUAAAGAAGACAGAGAAUCAUUUGAGCAACUGGCGAAUCUUCAGAAAACCAUUUUGGAGAGAACUGGUCAAGAGGGCCCGUUACUCCGAAAUAAAGUCAGUGUUCUCAUCCCUGGUAUGGUAGGAGGGCCAACCAAAAGGAAGCGGAUUCUGAGCCCAGAAGAGCUGGAGGAUAGAAGGAAGGAAAGAGAAGCAGCAGCAGCCAAGAGAAAGAGAGUAAUAGAGGAGAAGAAGAGAAAGAAGGAAGAAGCGGAGCAUAGGAGAAAGAUGGCCUGGUGGGAGUCCCACAAUUACCAGUCCUUCUGCCUGCCUUCUGAGGAGAGCAAACCAGACGGCCUGGAGGAGGGUGAAGAUGAGAGUUCUGCCCAACUAGAGUACGAAGACCCGGACUUGACCUCCAUCAAGUAUGUGAGUGGCGAUGUCACCCACCCACAGGCCGGGUCAGAGGAUGCUGUCAUCGUGCACUGCGUAGAUGACUCUGGCCGCUGGGGCAGAGGUGGUUUAUUCACAGCUCUGGACACACGAUCUUCUGAGCCAAGAAAAAUAUAUGAGCUGGCUGGGAAAAUGAAAGACUUGACUUUGGGAGGUGUCCUUUUAUUUCCUAUUGAUGAUAAAGAGUCAAGAAGCAAAGGGCAAGAUUUGUUGGCCUUGAUUGUGGCUCAGCACCGUGACCGCUCUAACGUCCUGUCUGGUAUUCAGAUGGCAGCCCUAGAAGAAGGCCUGAAGAAGGUAUAUUUAGCAGCAAGGGAAAAGAAAGCAAGUGUUCAUCUUCCACGCAUUGGACAUGCCAUGAAAGGUUUUAAUUGGUAUGGUACUGAGAGACUUAUUCGGAAAUACUUGGCCACAAAAGGCAUCCCAACUUACGUAUACUACUUUACUAGAAGUAAGGCUGCCACCCUUCAUUCACAGUCACCUCCCUCCUCAGGACAGCCAGUGCCUUAACAUCAGCCCAGCAUCAGACUCGCCUUCAGCAACCAGCUAAAAAGAUAUUUGCCCAGAGCUGCUGUGUAAUAGUGUAUCUCAGGAAUCAGGAUCUGGUGGGCCUCUGACUCUGCUUUCUGCAUUCUAAUUUUGUUCUCCAGGAUGUGUUACCCUGACUGGGUAUCUGUAAUACAGAGAUGCACAACUUAAUGGGGAAAAACCUUAGGCAGCUUGCCAAGGCUCCAGCUUACUUAGCUAUAUGCAUAAUAAUAAAUUUUCUAAUGUCUAA
Molecule: messenger RNA, 3620 nt
Organism: Manis javanica (Malayan pangolin)
Lineage: Eukaryota; Metazoa; Chordata; Mammalia; Pholidota; Manidae
Source: RefSeq, a predicted model, not a curated record